AUGACCUCUCGACAUGCUUCGCACUCUGGAUCUUGGUACUCGGCUAGCCCCGAUACUUUGACCCGUCAGCUGGAUGGCUGGCUGGCGCAGGUUCCCGAUACAAUGGGGAAAGUCGGCUCGCUGCCAACACCGGGAGCGAGAGUGAUCAUUGCACCGCAUGCGGGCUUUUCGUAUUCCGGUCCAUGCGCUGCGUACGCCUACAAGGCAUUGGAUCUGUCCAAGGCCAAGCGAAUCUUCAUCCUGGGACCAUCGCACCAUGUCUCUCUAUCGACGCUAGCACUGCCAACAUUGACUUCCUACCGUACCCCUCUAUCCGCUGAACCCCUCCCGCUUGACACCGAGCUGAUCAGCCAGCUCUCCGAAGCGCAAGCAACCCGACCCGACGGGUCAAAAGUUAGCUUCACUCACAUGCCACGCUCUGUCGAUGAAGAUGAGCACAGCAUCGAGAUGCACUUGCCGUACAUCCAUCGCCUACUGCAACUCCAAUUCCCAGAUUUAUCGACCUCCGAAUACCCACCUCUGGUUCCAAUCAUGGUUGGAAGCACCUCGGCUGCAACAGAAGAAGCAUUCGGUGCCUUGUUGGCCCCUUACCUAGCAGAUUCUUCCAACGCAUUCGUCAUAAGUUCGGACUUUUGUCACUGGGGCACCCGGUUCCACUACACAUACUAUGUGCCCCAGGCCCCCAAGCCCGGACCUCAACUUCCGUUGUCUAGCGACGCACUUCCGCAACCAGAGUUAGAUACCAGCAGCGCUGAUCUGAGUAUCGAAGCAGUAUCAGCAGGUCGUUCCUUGACGCGCCGCGAUCGCAUCUCGAGCCGUGACCCCGCGAUUCAUGAAAGUAUCUCUGCAUUUGAUAUUGCAACCAUGGCCGCUAUCACGACCGGAUCUGCAAAGUCCUUCCUCGACGUUAUUAAUCGUACAGAUAACACCGUAUGUGGGCGCCAUCCGAUUGGGGUAAUUAUGGCAGCCUUGCAAGUUGUCACGGCCAGUCAGCCGACCAGCCAGCAGGGUCGCUUCCAUUUCUUGCGAUACGAGCGCAGUACUGAUAUAGUAUCGUUUGAUGACAGCUCGGUGAGCUAUGUGUCUGCGUUUGCGGUGCUCUAG
This is a messenger RNA of Penicillium salamii, 1104 nucleotides long. NCBI's taxonomy places the organism in Eukaryota, Fungi, Ascomycota, Eurotiomycetes, Eurotiales, Aspergillaceae. The record is from the annotation of a GenBank genome assembly.